Camellia sinensis is the source of this 870-nucleotide messenger RNA. Lineage: Eukaryota; Viridiplantae; Streptophyta; Magnoliopsida; Ericales; Theaceae. The record is from RefSeq and is a predicted model, not a curated record.
AUGGGUAGGGAAGCUGGUGGAAGGCAAUGUCUUGGUUUUACGAAAUUAGAUUCUAAAAAUUAUUUGAGAACCAAAAGACAACAAAGUUUAGCAUAUGGAGAAGUAGGCAAUGUGUUGCAAUACUUUAAAGAAAAAUCUUUGCAGAAUCCUUCAUUCUUCUAUGCUGUUCAAUUAGAUAAUGAGAAGCAAAUAACCAAUAUGUUUUGGGCCGAUGCACAAAUGAUCAUGGAUUAUGCCCAAUUUGGUGAUGUUGUCACUUUUGAUACUACUUACAAGUUAAACAAAGAACAUAGACCCUUCGCGUCUUUUGUGGGAUUCAACCAUCAUAGGGAAACAGUUAUAUUUGGUGCAGCCUUGUUGUAUGAUGAGACCGCCGAAUCGUUUGUAUGGUUGUUUCAAAAUUUUCUAGAGGCUAUGUCAGGAAAGGCACCAAAAACGUUGUUCAUUGAUCAAGAUGCUGCAAUGGCUAAAGCCAUACCCAUCGUUAUGCCGGACACAAGUCACCGUUUGUGUACUUGGCAUUUGAUGCAAAAUGCAUUAAAACAUGUUAACUGUUUGUUCCAAGAUAAGGGGGUGAAGGGUGUACUAAAUAAAUUCUUCUUUCACAUUGAAGAUGCAAAUCAAUGGAAGUUGGAGUGGGCGGAAAUGCUUGAUAAAUAUGAUGCGCAUGAAAACCAUUGGUUGAAAUUGACUUUUGCGGUGAAAGAAAAAUGGGGCUGGCCUUACGUUAGAUCAACAUGGGCUGCGGGAAUGAGUACCACGCAACUUUGUGAAUCUUUUAAUGCGUUUUUGAAGGAUUACAUUCGUUCUGAUUUUAACUUAAAUGAAUUCUUCAUGCAUUUCGAAAGGGUACUUUACGAGAAGCGAUAG